Molecule: messenger RNA, 2340 nt
Organism: Parnassius mnemosyne (clouded apollo)
Lineage: Eukaryota; Metazoa; Arthropoda; Insecta; Lepidoptera; Papilionidae
Source: the annotation of a GenBank genome assembly
AUGAAUUCAGUUUUAAAUCCCGAGGCUCCUGAGUUUUAUCCGCAUCUGACAUCAGUUACACAGGGAGGUUAUACAAGUAUCAAUAAAACUAUAAGAUCUUCAAAUAAUUUUCCUUCAGGAACUUCUUUAGAGUUAUUCAAAACAUUUACUGAUUUUAAUUUUGUAACAUGCAAGCUAAGUGAAAGUGUUGUUGUACAAUCAAAUGAAAUAAUAAUCACAGAGUUACCAGCUGUGAAGCUAAAAUUCAAUGAUAAUGAUUACAAUACAGAAAAAAUUGUUGAUGCCAAUGACAGUAUGUUGGACAGAAUUAAUAUUAACAUUGACAGCAUAUGCAAGGUGAACAAAUCCAGCGACCAACUUGUUGAUGUUAUUGAAAAUGGUUUCAAAGUGUCUUCAUGGAAUAAAACACCAGUAAUUGCAAAAAUACAGGUUGGAUCUGCAAUGUUCAUUGGUGCCAAAAACAUCCCUCGUCCGCAGUUAACUUUUAAGGACACCAUUGACAACUCUGAAAGCUUAUGGGUGCCAAAAAUUUCAGACAAACCUAACAACAUUAAGCCGCUUGCUUUAAAUAUUCUUUAUAAUGAAGAAGGAGAGGCUGUGGGAUAUGAACAUCCAUACAAAGUAGAAUUAGAGUUGUAUCACCCCCCAUCAAGUUUUAUUGACCCCGACCCUGAGCCACCUUCCUUUCCACCACCUUUGGAGAAAACAAAGUUGACUUACAUAGACACGGAGUCGCAAGUCGACGCACUCGUAAAGCACCUCAACGAUGUGAAGGAGUUGGCUGUCGAUGUGGAACAUCACUCUUACAGAACUUACCAAGGCAUCACAUGUCUGAUACAAAUUUCGACGAGCGAAGGCGACUUUAUUAUCGACGCGCUAGCAGUGCGUGAACACAUUCACAAGUUAAACUUAUCCUUCACUGACCCGAAAAAAGUGAAAGUUUUCCAUGGCGCCGAAAUGGAUGUUCUUUGGUUGCAAAGAGACUUUGGCGUCUACAUAGUAGGACUAUUCGAUACGCACCAAGCGGCUAAAGUGUUAAAAAUAUCAGGGUUGUCACUCAAGAGCCUGCUUAUGCGAUAUUGCCAAGUAGAUGCCGAUAAGAGAUACCAACUUGCGGACUGGCGCAUUCGACCUUUACCAGACGAGCUGGUGAAAUAUGCUCGUAUGGAUACGCACUACCUGUUGUACAUCUGGCGAAGGAUGAAGAAUGAACUGUUGGAAGCAGCAUCGGGUCAGCCACAUCUAUUGUUAUCUGUCUUCGAACAGAGUCGGCAGAUUUGUGGAGUGACAUACAACAAAGAAGUGGUCCACGAUAACAGUCAUCUGGGUCUCUACGUGCGCUCCAAGAAAUCGUUCAACUCACGCCAAAUGGCUGCACUCAAAUUACUUUAUAAAUGGCGCGACUCACAAGCGAGGGUUCUGGACGAAAGCACCACUUACCUUUUACCGAACCACAUGCUGCUAUCGCUCGCUGAGGCACUUCCCCGCGAAGUGCAAGGUGUUAAUGCGUGCUGCAGCCCUAUGCCGCCAUUCGUCAAGCAAAACCUCAUCGCCAUACACAGAAUGCUGCUCUCGUGCCGCGAGCUGCCGAUGGAACCACAACUCUUCCAAAUGCCGCAGAGCAUUAGCAGCAUGGUCAACGUCGCGCAUCAUCCACUGAUUUCUUACAACGUGCACGACCUCACACAUUACCCAGAAUUCAGUGAGGAUCAACCGAUAAAUUUAGAUCAAGCGGCAGAGUGCAUUGAAAAUUACAUCGACUUUCAACCCGACAUUAACGCUUUUAAGCCGACAUCUGAUAGUGAGACGGGCAACAUAGUAUCCAACUUAAAUGUCGACGCCAAAUUAUUUAUUCCACCAUUUGAUAGGUACAGAAAGUACCGAACACUUGCUCAGAUGGAGGAGCUUAAGGAGUUUAAAGACAAAGAAGCGAAAAUUGCAGCCAUUGGUAAAGGCAAUGAGCUGAUCAAGAAAGAAGUACUAAUAAAACUCCAAGAAGCGAAGGCUCUUGUUGAGGCCGAAGAAAAAUCUGAAACGGACAAACCCGAUGCAGCGACCGAGGUCGAUAAUGACGAGAAUGUGAUUCAAAAAACUGUUCAACGCAAAAGGAAAAUAUCUUCCGAUAAGCGAGAGCGCAAGGAUUCUGUAGCGGAAGCUACGAAAGAGGACAAAACUGAAAACAAACCCAAGAACAACCAGCAAAACAAAAUGAAGAACAAAUCUGAAAUAAAAAGUAAUGUAACACGAUUCAACUACAAAAAUGUGAAUUAUAAAAAGUUCUAUAACGAAAAUGAGAAAGUACUCAAACAGCCGAAGAUGAAGUUUAAAAAACAUAAAUAG